This is a messenger RNA of Nilaparvata lugens (brown planthopper), 758 nucleotides long. RefSeq lists its product as uncharacterized. The record is from RefSeq and is a predicted model, not a curated record. Lineage: Eukaryota; Metazoa; Arthropoda; Insecta; Hemiptera; Delphacidae. The coding region runs from base 304 to 666 and encodes 120 amino acids. The transcript has 2 exons.
UCUAAAGGAAGCAGUACAAUUUUGUUAUUAAAUGAAUGAUUCUCAGCUGUUCCAUACAGUUUACGGAAUAUUUUACGUUGCACUAUCGAUAGAGAAUUAUUGUGUUGUGUGUCUAAAGAAGUCAGUACAAUUUUGUUAUUAAAUGAAUGAUUCUUAGUUGUUCCAUACAGUUUACGGAAUAUUUUACGUUGCACUAUCGAUAGAGAAUCAUUGUGUUGUGUGUCUAAAGGAGGCAGUACAAUUUUGUUAUUAAAUGAAUGAUUCUUAGUUGUUUCAUACAGUUCACGGAAUAUUUUACGUUGCAUGAUCGAUAAAAAAUUGUGCUGUGUGUCUAAAAGAGGCAGAGUUUUCAAGAAGAAUAUGCUGUGCCUCUUCAACUACUACGCUUUCCUGCUCACCACAACGUUACUACUACUGGAAGUAAGAGCUGUCAGCUACCGAGUGAUUGGCUAUCAGUCGCCAGACAAAGUAUCCAUGGUUCACAACCCGCAAACAGACGCCGACAAAGCAGAACCAAAUAUCAAGGCCGACAACGCUGACCCAAACAUCAAGGCUGACACCACCAUACUGCAAGUUCCCGAACAGAACAUAGGCAACUUGGAUGAGAGACUUUGUCGGCCAGGUUACAAAAUGGACAAAUUCAAACGAUGCAGGGCAGUCUGGUAGGCCUGAUUGCUUGUAUUCACAGGUGAUACUCUGUUAAUUCAAGCGAUAUUCUCAAAGAUCUUGAGGCUGUGCAAAGGCUAAAAAUAAACUUU